AAGAGCGAGUGGCCGGUUGUCGGUUGUCGGUGGUAAAAAAGGACCACGAUCCUUUGGCCGUUGCUUGCCGCGAGGCUAACACGAAACUAGCCCUUUCAUCCGGCUUUCAAUCACCACUCUCUUGACCACCAUCAAUCUUUCGGUUCGCCGCGAGCAGCAGCUACCACCGCCACCACCCAAGCAACAGCAUGUCCGAUUCGGUUGAGGUUGAGCAAAUGGCUGAGGCGAAGCCGCGAAAGAUGGCGCUGCCAACGUCGCUGGACAAGGAUGCAAUCCGGGAGGCAUACGAGGACGUCCGCUCGAACCUGAGCGACCACGAAUGGGCCGUGUUCAAGUUCGACGGCCUUAAGAUCGUCUGCUCAGCCAAGGGCCAGGGUUUCCAGGAGUUCUGUGGCGAGUUCCAGAACGACGAGCGCGCCUUCGGCUACAUCCGGAUACAGAUGGGCGACGAGAUGUCGAAGCGCAGCAAAUUUCUCUUCCUCACUUGGAUCGGACCGGAAGUGGGCGUGAUGCAGCGCGCCAAGAUGUCCACCGACAAGUCGAUCAUCAAGGACGUGAUCAAUAACUUCGCCGUGGAGCUGCAGGUCGAGACGAGCGCGGAUCUGGAUCUGGAGAUGUUUAAGGCACACCUGAACAAAGCCGGUGGAGCUAACUAUGGAACUGGCGUGCGGGACCUGUAAGGUUGCUGGCUCCGGAGUUCCACGAGAACAACGACGUGGCGGUAACCGAGCGUCCGGGGAUGAACCCAGGACAGGUGGACACAUACACACGCAGACAAAUACACAAACACACCAACGGAUGUCAACCGCAACGUAACGCUUUUCGUGCCUUUCAGUGCCGAGGUCCUGGCAACCCCGGUCGCUCGUGUUCCGCUGCCGCGACACAACCAACCAACCCCCCCCCCCCCCUUAGGAUGUAGUAUGACCGUGUUUAAAGCAAACUUCAUUUAUUUAACAACCCUCUGCUCUUACCCGAGGCCGGCAUGCUCCAAGUAACGGCCACCGUGCACGUGUUCUCCGUUUCCAGCUACCGGUUCGGCGCAGGCAGGCGGCGUGCCUGUGAUUUGCUAGGCGUGUCCGUCUUAACUAGACUAUUUAAGAGCGAAAAUUGCGCUACUAUCGAGAAUUGCGUUUCAUAACAACAUUCGGUAUUCGGAUUUUUCAUUUUGUUGUUGCUAAUUUGUUCCUAAAUAUAUUAUCUAAAUUAUCUUGUUUUCUGGAGCAAGGUUGGCGAGAGUAAAUUUUGGGCGCGAUUGCAGAUCCCGCAAUAUAUUCAAAGAAGGGGAUAGUACAUUCGUGGCCAACAGCCAAUGGCCAAAGGAAGAAGAAUCGGGUACAGCAGUAGGUUUAACGUGUCAUCUAACAAGGAAACACGGAGAAUGGGAAGCCGACGGUAUAUGCGUAUUAAACAAUUAACUAUAUAUCACUUAUUAUUGCAAAACAACGGGAUGUUUUUCAAACGUAGGGCGAAAGAGGGAUGCAGUGUUAAGCGCGGUAAAGUAACUUGUUCUAUAGGACAGGAUGUACAACAGAAUGGUGAUUAGCAACCUAAGCCAAACUGUCGGGGUCACAUUUAAACCGUUGCUUGUGUUUCUGUCAUCAUUUUCGUUAAGCAAAAAAGCAAGAAAGUAAGAAAAUUGGAUAAAAAUGUCGAACAAAUGAAAAUGGUUAUUCAAAAAAAAAAUCAGAUUUCGUUAGCUAAUUUUCGAUGCGAGUUUUGGUUGUUUUUAUCAAUGAAGUAGAUUGUUCUUCUGGUUCGGUUAGCACUAGUUUUGUUCAAAAUGUGUACAAUGACUACAUCUAGAGUCCAUUUUUGAGGACAAAAUUCUGAUGUAGUUAUUGCGUUUAAAACAAAGCACUUCCCAUGCUGUUUUCCUGGAGUUUUUGUGUUCAACAUAUUUUAGCGUUUUAUGUAAAGCCUGACCGUAAAAUCGGCAUAGGUUACUAAUCAAGUAAAUAUUACUACCAUUCCUGAUAGUACGCGUCAACCGUUGCAAAUUUCCCCGAUCGCGCAAAGCAUUCGUAUUUAACAUACUACUAGCGAUUGCUAUAUUUCCUCGUUGUGGUGCUGUUUCUUUUUUUUUCGCUUCGCAGUUGAUGAACUAGGAAUAACGAAAAACAUAAGAUAUAAAGAAGAUAAAUGUAACGAUCAUUUCUUAACUUUAGUUCCGACUAGCAAAGACAAUCGGUGUUUUGUAGAUCGGAUGCCAUUUUCAGUGUGUUUUUGCUCUUCUCGCAGUGCGUCGCUAAAUUUCAUAAGUUUAUCGAAAUUUCCAUUACUUCUUUCGAUUGUUCAGUAAAACGUGUUGCAACGAAUUAAACCUUCUUUCGGUCGAGAUACAGCGUACCGCGCUUAGUAAGGACGGGAACGCACGUGAUUGUAUCGAUGCAAUUGGCCACCCUACCAAUUCAAACGCACGGUUUCUUCAAAACAUAUGUUAUUACCGACGGCGUAUAGCUGAGAAUCUACUUCUAUUCAUAUCGUCACCGAUGUGAGCCCAUUAUUGCGACGAUGUGUUGGAAUUAAAGAAAUAAAGUUGUAAA
This is a messenger RNA of Anopheles nili, 2543 nucleotides long. Its product is annotated as coactosin-like protein. The coding region runs from base 189 to 680 and encodes 163 amino acids. Gene Ontology annotation, biological process: regulation of actin filament polymerization. The transcript has 3 exons. The record is from RefSeq and is a predicted model, not a curated record. Gene Ontology annotation, molecular function: actin filament binding. Lineage: Eukaryota; Metazoa; Arthropoda; Insecta; Diptera; Culicidae. Gene Ontology annotation, cellular component: plasma membrane; actin filament; cortical actin cytoskeleton.